CCGAGCCCCGACUCAUCCUCCGACCCUGGCCGUUCCCUCUCGUGAGACGCUUGCCCCCCACUGAUUCCCGGCUUCCCCUCGCUUCUCUGCCGCCGCGCACGGCGCACGCGCGCUCGCAUCGCCUGGUCGUCGGCCUCCACCUCCCCUCGUCGAUCGGCUUCGCGGCCAAGAGGAUCUCCAAAACUUUGCCAGUGGCAGCAGCCUUUUACAUUUGGUGUACCUGAGAUCUUUGCAUUCAAAGACAUUUGAUUUGUGCCUCAUGAGCUCACAAGUCUCCACAUCACGGGGGUUGCAUCCCCCAGGCAAGCUUGGGACAUUCGAGUCCCCUCAUGUCUGGCCGCUGUCGGCACCUCCAGGCCAUCCCGAAGCAGGUCGUGGUGAUGACCAGGAUGUCAGGCUGUUGUCGGUUGCUUGGAAUCAGGAUUGCGGAUGCUUUGCUGCUGGUACUAGCAAUGGGUUCAGGAUCUUCAACUGCGAGCCUUUCAAGGAAACUUUCAGGAGGGAUCUUAAGAGUGGUGGGUUUGGGAUUGUCGAGAUGCUGUUUCGUUGCAACAUACUUGCUCUUGUAGGUGGGGGCUCCAAUGUGCAGUAUCCGCCAAACAAGGUGAUGAUCUGGGAUGAUCACCAGAGCCGUUGCAUUGGAGAGUUUGCCUUCCGUUCUGAUGUCCGGGCUGUAAAAUUGGCAAAGGACUACAUCGUUAUUGUCCUCGAGAGGAAGAUAUAUGUCUACAACUUCACCGAUUUGAAGCUGCUGUACCAAAUUGACACCCUGUCAAAUCCCAAAGGACUUUGCUGCCUCUCCCAUCAUUCCAAUACUUCAGUGUUGGCAUGCCCUGGGGUGCACCAGGGGCAUGUUCGGGUGGAGCAUUUUGGGCUGAAGAUGACGAAGACAAUCCCGGCUCAUGAUUCACACAUCUCUUGCAUGGCACUGACAAUGGAUGGGCUCCUACUGGCAACCGCAAGCACGAAGGGCACUUUGAUCAGAAUAUUCAACACAAUGGAUGGCACUCGCCUACAAGAGGUACGCAGAGGACUUGACAAAGCAGAAAUAUAUAGCAUUGCACUGUCGCCCAAUGUGCAGUGGUUGGCAGUGUCCAGUGACAAAGGAACUGUUCACAUUUUCUCUCUAAGAGUCAGAGUUGCUGGGGAGGAUGCAAGCAAUGAGCAACGCACUCUUGAAGGUCCAUGGAUGGACCACCAGAACUCUUCCAGUUCUAUUGAUCCUCUUGUUCAGACGAACACUGGGUCCAAUGCGAGUUCAUCACUGUCUUUCAUGAGAGGGAUCUUGCCUAAGUAUUUCAGUUCAGAAUGGUCAUUUGCUCAGUUCCAUUUACCAGAAGUCACACGCUACAUAGUAGCCUUUGGUGCACAGAACACUGUAAUGAUGGUUGGCCUGGAUGGCAGCUUCUACAGGUGCAGCUUUGACCAAGUGAAUGGAGGGCAGAUGUUGCAGAAGGAAUAUUUCCGGUUUUUGAAGUCUGACACCCCACCUUUCAGGACGUCAUCCACCUGACCUGGACAAUGAUCACGUCACCCCUGUAAAUAUCGAAGGUUAUGCUCGGUCCAUUGUACAUAUCAUCUUCUUGCCGGCAAAGUUAUAGGCAGCCGGAAUAAGGAGAGCUGGCUGUUGGAUCGCAAUACUUCCUCUCCCAUCGUUCUGAUUUCUGAAGCAGCUGGCCCCGACAAAAUUGCAAGCAUUAUUGGCCGUUUCUCAUCUUUGCGCAAACCAGAACACCCAUUGGUAUAUAACAUGAAUGUUCAAGAACAAAUUUGACUGUGACCUUAUGCAUGUGCAAGGCUGUAACAAAUCAGACUUGUUCUUGCCUGUGGCUUAUUUAUCUGACUGAUAUAUUGGUGUACAAAUCACUUUGGAUUCCGCAUCCUGCACGCCGUGACAUUGCUUUGAUGCCUUGCUGGUCGGUCGCUAGGCUUUCUUUUGACCUUGCUUAAGAGCUGAACAUGAUUUGGAUCUGAUAAGUUCCUGAUCGCAUGAAUGGUCUAUCUUCUA
This is a messenger RNA of Panicum virgatum (switchgrass), 2008 nucleotides long. RefSeq names its product autophagy-related protein 18d-like. NCBI's taxonomy places the organism in Eukaryota, Viridiplantae, Streptophyta, Magnoliopsida, Poales, Poaceae. Gene Ontology annotation, molecular function: phosphatidylinositol-3,5-bisphosphate binding; protein binding; phosphatidylinositol-3-phosphate binding. Gene Ontology annotation, cellular component: cytosol; extrinsic component of membrane; phagophore assembly site membrane. Gene Ontology annotation, biological process: protein lipidation; protein localization to phagophore assembly site; autophagy of mitochondrion. The transcript is spliced from 5 exons. The record is from RefSeq and is a predicted model, not a curated record. The coding region runs from base 260 to 1513 and encodes 417 amino acids.